CAUAUGGUAGUUUUAUUUUUAGCAACCUCCAUACUACUUUUAUAAUGGCUGUACCAAUUUAUAUCCCCACCAACACUGCACAAAGGUUCUGUUUUUUUGACGACCUUGUUACCUCUUGUCUUACUGGUAAUAGCCAUUCUGACAGUUGUGAGGUGAAAUAUCAUUGUGGUUUAGUUCUGCAUUUUCCCAGUAAUUAAUGAUGCUGGGCACCUUUUUCGUAUUUCUAUUGCCAUUUUUAUGUCGUCUUGGGAAAAAUGCCUAUUCAUGCUUUUGGCCAUUUUUUAAUCAGGUUAUCUUUUUUUUUUUUCUAUCAAGUGGUGUGAGUUCCUUAUAGAUCUUAGAUAUUAAUCCCUUAAUUUUCUGUGUUUUAAAAGAAUUGAGUUUCCAGGCACAGACGGGUUUUUUUUUUGUGUUAGUGCAUGGUUUUCAAGUUUUCCAGUGUGGUCUCACCAAAAUGGUGUGAGGAAGAAACUUAUUUAUUUAAAAAAUUAAGUAUCACUUCUUGGUGAGUAGAGUAUACGUAGCGGCAGAUUUCUUUAAACUUUUUUGAAUUAAGAGGGAUAAACAUAUGUCCUGGAAGACUUGAGGAUUUUAAUUUUGUUUAAAGAAUCAAUCAUACUGUGCCCUUCAAAUGACUAAUGUCUUUGCCAUUUUACAGCAUCCUGAGGUUAGCGUUAAACUUGUCCCAGUGGAGCCCAUGACUUCUGAUCAGGACGCUAAGGUUGUGGCUGAACCGCAGACGCAGAGAGUCCAGGAGGGCAAGGACAGUGCUCAUCUGAUGAAUGGUCCUAUAUCUCAAACCACUUCUCAGACAAGUUCCAUCCCACCUUUGAGUCAGAAAACACUCCUCAGCUACCGGUGUCAGAGGACGGUGUUAUUUGGGGAUGGCAUGAUAGAGAUGGACAGUUCGUACCAGCAACUAAGGUUUCAGAGCUGAACCCUAAUGCAGAAGUGUGGGGGGCUCCUGUGUUACAUCUGGAAGCAAGCAGUGCAAAUGUGAGUGCCGCGUGGGAGGAGGCGCGUGGCCACCACUCAGACUGUGGCCAGCAGGGAUCGGAUGCCAGUGGUGAUGGUGACCAGAGCCAUGAGAAUGCAGCAUUGCCAGACCCACAGGAGUCGGACCCAGCAGACAUGAAUGCUCUCACUCUGGGUCCUGCGGAAUAUGACUCUCUUCCUGAAAGUAGUGAAACAGGAGGAAAUGAGUCUCAACCAGAAAGCCAGGAAGACCCCCGAGAAGUACUUAAAAAAACAUUGGAAUUCUGCUUAUCUAGGGAGAACCUUGCUAGUGACAUGUAUCUUAUAUCACAGAUGGAUAGUGACCAGUAUGUGCCAAUCACAACGGUGGCUAACCUUGACCACAUCAAGAAGCUCAGCACUGAUGUCGACUUGAUUGUGGAAGUGCUAAGAUCUUUGCCUUUAGUCCAAGUGGAUGAAAAGGGAGAAAAAGUAAGGCCAAAUCAAAAUCGCUGCAUAGUAAUAUUGCGUGAAAUCUCUGAAUCUACCCCUGUGGAAGAAGUAGAAGCACUAUUUAAAGGAGAUAAUUUACCGAAAUUUAUAAACUGUGAAUUUGCCUAUAAUGAUAAUUGGUUUAUUACAUUUGAAACAGAAGCUGAUGCACAACAGGCUUAUAAAUACCUUCGAGAAGAAGUCAAAACUUUUCAAGGAAAACCAAUUAAGGCGCGGAUUAAAGCAAAGGCGAUAGCUAUAAACACAUUUUUGCCAAAGAAUGGAUUUAGACCCCUGGACGUGAGCCUGUACGCCCAGCAGCGCUACGCGACAUCGUUCUACUUCCCUCCCAUGUACAGCCCCCAGCAACAGUUCCCUCUGUACAGCCUGAUCACGCCCCAGACGUGGUCAGCAACACACAGCUAUCUCGACCCACCCUUGGUAACUCCAUUUCCAAAUACUGGAUUUAUAAAUGGAUUUACGUCUCCAACGUUCAAGCCUGCAGCGUCUCCUCUGACUUCCCUCAGACAGUAUCCUCCUCGAAGCAGGAAUCCUAGUAAAUCUCAUUUGCGCCAUGCGAUUCCUAGUGCAGAGAGAGGACCUGGGUUAUUAGAAAGUCCUUCAAUAUUUAACUUCACUGCAGAUCGAUUAAUUAAUGGUGUCCGGAGUCCACAAACAAGGCAAGCAGGUCAAACUAGAACACGGAUACAAAACCCUUCAGCAUACGCCAAGAGAGAGGCUGCACCUGGGCGUGUGGAGCCAAGCAGUCUUGAAUCCUCUCCUGGUUUAGGGAGGGGAAGGAAGAAUUCCUUUGGCUACCGGAAGAAAAGGGAGGAGAAGUUUACAAGCAGCCAGACGCAGUCUCCAACGCCACCAAAGCCUCCGUCGCCAAGCUUCGAGCUGGGGCUAUCCAACUUCCCUCCGUUACCUGGAGCUGCGGGCAAUUUGAAGACAGAGGACUUGUUUGAAAACAGGCUAUCUGGCUUGAUAAUAGGAUCAUCCAAAGAAAGGACCCUCAGUGCAGAUUCGAGCAUGAAUACUCUUCCUGUAGUGGUCUCCAGAGAGCCCUCGGUGCCGGCGUCUUGUGCUGUAUCAGCAACAUACGAGAGAUCCCCCUCCCCAGCUCAUUUACCCGAUGAUCCCAAGGUGGCGGAGAAACAGAGGGAAGCCCACAGUGUGGACAGACUUCCUCCCGCCCUCACUGCGACAGCAUGUAAAUCGGUGCAGGUGAACGGAGCCGCCACGGUACGUACCUCGUGCCUGCCUUCCUGCACGACAGCCGCGAGGCUCUGGUGUGAACAGACGCUGCGCACUCCUGCACCUGCUCGUUUUUUAAUCACAUCUAAUUUGGAAUUGCGAAAGCCCAGCUACGCAGAGAUUUGUCAGAGAACGAGUAAAGAGCCUCCUUCUUCCCCAUUGCAACCCCAAAAAGAACAAAAGCCAAACACUGCUAGUUGUGGGAAGGAGGAAAAGAAGCUGGCAGACCCUGUGGAGAGAUACCGGGAGCCCCCAGCCCUCAAGUCCACACCUGGAGCCCCCAGAGACCAGAGGCGGCCGGCAGGGGGCCGACCCUCGCCCUCAGCCAUGGGGAAGCGUCUCAGCCGAGAGCAGAGCACUCCCCCCAAGUCUCCUCAGUGAAAACCGUACGUCUGGGAGGGGUCGCAGAGCGCUGUGUUAACCACAAAUGAGACACUCUUCCCACUCAGUGCGAGGGCGAGCCGCUGGUUAGGAGCUUGCAGUGUCUGAGGCCCGUGGGAUCCUCAAGUUGGUUUUCUUCUGUGAGUUGGAUUCUCCCCUCUUGAAAAAAAAUCAAUUUUUCAGGAUUUAAUUAAUACAAACCUUAUUUUAGGUUGGUGCUUAACUGGAGGUGAUGCAUAAGUCUGAUUUUUUUUUUUUUCCCAAGAUAGAAAAUGCAUUUAUCCUAACAAAUUGGUAUUUUUUAUUAAGCCUCCAUGUGGCUCUGAACUUCAGCAAGCUAUAUAUAGUGAGUUUUUCUAAAUUAAGGGAACUAUACUACUUUUUUUUUUUUUUUUUUUUGGUAACUAGUCUGCAAGUGCGUAUCUCUAGAAUGUCCCCACAGAUGAAUGAGGGCCAGUGGCCCUGGCAGAGGCAGGUGUGGCCUCAUGGAGGCAGUGCUGGCCACGCCAGGGUAUCAGUGCUGAUGUGGGAGCUGUGCUUCCACCUAAGCCGUUAGUAGGGGACUCUGGCAUUUAAGAAUGUAGAGAGCGCAUCCGUUUUGAUCUUGUGGGCAGAGUGAACCUGCAGGGGCCACCCCAGGGAGACACGGAACCUUGGUUCUGACGCACUGCAAGCAAGUAACCAGCUUCUCACUCCAGUUUCAAGUGGUUAUUAUGUAAUAUAAAUUCAAAGCACAUUGUGAAUAGAACCUAAAUGAAAACAUAAACUGUUGCCCACUGACAUGUUACCGGAAGUUGCACCAUGAUGUUAUUUUGACCCCUAUGAGCUGACGGCUCCGGCCCUGCUCUGUGCACAUUUCUGUCUGUAUUCCCCAGCACUCUGGUUGGAGAGAGUCCACAUCUUGGUCAGCUCCAUGUGGACGUCUUCCUGUACUUCUGCAUCAGCACAUGGAUUUAAGAGUUAUGUGAUUGUGAGAGAAUGGUGUUUGUGGUUUUUCCCCUCUUUGGCUGGUGGAGGUUAACGAUCCUGCUCUUUUUCCUCCGAGACGAGGGCCUCAUUGGUUCACUUACGGAAGUGCUGCACUUCAAGAACCAGGAUGCACUAAAGUUAGCAAGUUUAUGAUAAAGUUAAAUAUAAAUUAUUUUGUUUUAAAAUGCCUAAAAUUUUUCUUUAAGUAUUCUAAGCAGCAAACAUUAAAAUAAGAAUAUUUCCUGCUAAAUGUAACCAUACACUUUAUUCCACAAAAUGUUAUUUAACAAGACUGAGGGUUUUUUUUAAGAAAAAAUUAUUUCCAUCCAAUAUUUAAAGACUUGAAUUUUAUUUAAACUUGAAAAUGACUUUGCCUUAACUUUUGUAUAAGACAGCUUAGAGUCCAUGGAGCCCGGCCCUGGGUUGGCGUGAGUGGGUCAGAGUUACUCAGUUACUGUGUGGAUCUCCUGUCGCUAGUUUUACUGAGUAAGCAUACUGUAGUACAAGAGCUAGCAGUAGUUUUUGUAAUAUACCUUAAAGAUCUUAAUAAACAGUUGAUCUUUUUUUCAGAAUGUUGGAAAAUCCUGUAAAUGCAAAUAGUCAAUACUGUAUUAAAUAUGUGCACUUGGGAGUGUGCUUUGCCUGUACAGUUGUAAAUAAUCAGAACAUAUUAAAAAGGUACCCUACAGAGAAAAUUCUGAUAAAAAUUAUUGAUAUAUUAUAAAUGUUGCUGUUGAGCUGGAUGUAGAUAAACUAAGUGUUGUGGUUUGAAUAUUAUUUUUGAUUUGUUGAGAUUUUUUUUCUCUUACAUCGGUGUGUUGAACUGAUUCUGCCUCUUUGCUGCAAAAGGGAAUUGGAAAGUCUUAUUAAAAGCCUCCAGAUGUUUUCAUAAAGUAUGAAAUGCAUACUAAUCAUAUCUAAUGUGAAAGAGUUUUAAAGUAUAGAGAGCAAACCUGGCAGGAUCAUAAACGAAGGUAAAAAGUAAUCUAGUUAACAUCACCUGCAGCUAAGCAUGAUCUACCCGCCAGAGGAAAACAUGCCUGACAUACGUGACCAUUUCCUUUAAAGCAAUUGCAUUAUUCAGAUGCAGAGAAAUAGCCACAGGGCUAGUGUUUUUCAAAUGCAUUUGAAAGAAACACGGGGAUUUAUUUUUUUGUAGUUGUCAGUUCACUGACCCCCCACCCGCCAAAAAAAAUCAGAAAUAAUUAAUCUCUGAAACCCAAACUCAAUACUCUAAAAGCUGGGAGGCAACCCUGAGGCCUGGGCCUUUGAGGUGCAUCUUUGCUAGGGAAGGGCCAGGGCGCCAUCAGCCAUUCCCAGAUCACAACCCCCCCCAUCCCCAGUGAAUCCUUGGUUUUUAGUAAUGAGAAGUCCUUUCCCCCAAGGUGUGAGCAUUGCAGCGCAGUGUGUGUGGUUAGAGCCAGCGCAGUCCUUCACUUUGUUUGUCAGCUGAAGUGUGAGCUCACCAGCUGCGUGAGGAGGGCGGCGUGUUCAACAGCCAGUCACCGCUGGAGGGCUCUGCUGCCAUCUGGUCAAUACACUGUAGUACUGCCCAGCCAGCAACAGUCUUUGCAUCAAGAACUGAAACCUUGCUCGGGUGUGAUUUUUAUAGCAUCCUUUUUAAUUAAGCAAAGGUGAAAUACCAGAUAGCUAUAUAAUCUCCAAAAAAAAACCUGAUAUUACUUUGAGCGUUUCCACUCAGAAGAAAAUGGGAAUUACAGUACGAAGCUGUGAUGGUGCAUGCGGGCCAUCAAAAAGCGAUGAGAGUGUCUUUCAUACUUUUUUUUUUUUUUAAAGUUAACGCCUUCCUUUAUCCCUAGUGGUAUCUCAGGUUAUAGAAUCAGAGAUGCAGCAAUGACAAAUGGCAUUUUAACUUGUAAAAUCGUGUGAUGAUGCUUAUCAUUUUGAAAUAGAAGAAUAAAAACCUGGCCAUUUCUCCAAACAUGAAUUUCAAAUGGAGUAGUUGUUCUCUGAGAGUUAGUGUCUUGACAUUUCCACCCAGGCUGUCUGUCAUCACAUCACUGCUGUCACUGGCGGUGGCAGUAAACGUCUUGCAUUGCUGUGUUAGUCAGGAUCUCUGCAGUUCAGGCUUAAAACCAGUUUAGUGUGCCUGGGCGAUGGGUAGUGGUGGUGCAUGCCUGUCAGCGUGCCCCGCUGGCGAGCUGUAGUUGCGGCUUGCAUGCCUCACGGCCCACUAGAGGCCUGCAGACAAUCCAGGCAAGGGCGCUGACCACUGGCAGUUCACAGCGCAGGGGUGCUGCGAAGACACUCUUUGAGGGUUUUGUUUUUGUUCUGCUUCUUUUCAUUAAGACUGGAAUCAAGCUUACAUGUAAACUAUUGGUAAUUUAAGUUUCCUUUUGUGUCAUUCAGUGUAAAACUGUCUUAAUUUGAAAAAAAAAAUGUAGGUUAUGAAAAUAAAGAUUUAGGCACUGUUCAA
Sapajus apella (tufted capuchin) is the source of this 6490-nucleotide messenger RNA. It is a transcript of the gene LARP4B, whose product is annotated as La ribonucleoprotein 4B. Bases 1132 to 3084 code for a protein of 650 amino acids. The transcript is spliced from 18 exons. Gene Ontology annotation, cellular component: cytoplasmic stress granule; cytosol. Lineage: Eukaryota; Metazoa; Chordata; Mammalia; Primates; Cebidae. Gene Ontology annotation, biological process: positive regulation of translation. The record is from RefSeq and is a predicted model, not a curated record. Gene Ontology annotation, molecular function: mRNA 3'-UTR binding.